This is a messenger RNA of Papilio xuthus (Asian swallowtail), 1620 nucleotides long. RefSeq names its product leucine-rich repeats and immunoglobulin-like domains protein 2. The transcript is spliced from 3 exons. Bases 1 to 1608 code for a protein of 535 amino acids. Gene Ontology annotation, molecular function: protein binding. Lineage: Eukaryota; Metazoa; Arthropoda; Insecta; Lepidoptera; Papilionidae. The record is from RefSeq and is a predicted model, not a curated record.
AUGAAGAAUAACGUUAUUUUUAAAGAACUAUUAGAAAUGGAUAUAAGUUUUAAUAAACUAACAGCUGUACCAUCAAUGUUGUUUGAAAACUUUCCGAAAAUUCAGAACAUUAACAUUUCAUACAACGAUAUAGUUAGAUUUGAUUUUCUAUUAUCACACAAAAUCAAUGGAGUUUCAUUAAUAAGUAUAGACUUAAGUAAAAAUCCUGCAGUAUCAUGGCCUUUAGUAAAUAGUAGAAAUAACAAUAAUACACUUUUAUCCAACCUUUAUGAAUUACACAUUUGCUAUACAAAUUUAUCUAAUUUAGAUGACGUCACAUUCGAUUCAUUUCUCAGUUUGCAACAUUUAUAUUUAAAGUUUAAUAAAAUAAGGCGUCUAUCUAUUAGUCCCUUUUCAAAAUUAAAUUUCUUAGAAAAUUUAGAUGUCAGCUAUAAUAAAAUAACGCAUGUAAAAACUAGCAAUUUUCGAGGACUCGUUAAAUUAAAUGCUUUAUGUUUAUCAAAUAAUUAUAUAGAAUCAAUAGAAACUUUCACUGAAGACCUUAGUAAUUUAAAACUUUUGGAUCUUUCUCAUAAUAGAUUACAAAACAUACUUAACCAAGAUUUAGUUAAUUUAAAAGAACUAACAGUACUGUACUUAAGUUUUAACAAUAUCAAAUAUAUCUCAGUCACAGCUUUUAACAAUUUGAACAAAAUUAUACAUAUAGAUUUAGAGCAUAAUAAACUUCAAACAAUACCAGUUGAUCUAUUUACAAUAAUUGAAAGUCACAUUCAAGAAAUAUCUAUAAAAGAUAACAUUAUAAUGUGUAGCUGUCAAAGAAAUAAUACAUGGACAUGGAUACAAGAUCAUCCGAAAAUAAUCGACUCGAGUGCUGUGACAUGCAUUAACGACGAAUAUCCUAAGGAGAAGUGUGAUUUCCCGACCAUCACACAAUUGUCUAUUGACAAACAUAAAGAUAAUUCUGUAUCUGUAUCCUGGUUCAUCCGGAAUCGUACAGCUGUUAAAUCUCUACAAAUAAUGUAUUAUGACGACGAUAUCACUACCGAUGUGAUAUACAGAUAUUUGGAUAAAUCUGAAACAUCUACACUUAUCUCUGAUUUGAUUCCGAGUAAAAACUACAUUGUUUGUAUUUUAACUUUGGAUCUGAAUCCUUUUACUAAACUAAUUGAUGAGGAAAUAUCUGAAGUGAAUGUUUCACUCAGUGAUUUUAAAUUUACAUCAAACAUCAGUCGAAGCUACGCCGCAACGUUGAUUUCACAGUCGCCUUCAAGCGAAUGUGUUACCUUUGAUACAUUCACAAAGCACUCUAUAAAAAUGAAACCAAAUAAAACCUUUCAUUUAUCUUCUAUACUUAAUCGACGAAUGGGUCUGAUUGUAGGCUGUGCUUUAGGAUUUGUAGUAUUUUUUGUUAUGGUAUCAGUUUUAUUAUACACAAAAAUCAAAGAAAGAAAACGUAUAGCUAAAUCUGACCCAGCGUGGUCGGAAAUGAACGAUUAUCAUUCAAUACAAAGUAAAGAAGAUGUUUUGCAAUCUACUACUGCUUCUACAGAUAAUAUAUUACUAGGCAUGGCAAAAAAUCGGAAAAUGUCUUUAGAACAAUUAAAAUAGACAUAGCUAUUU